This is a messenger RNA of Babesia bigemina, 909 nucleotides long. Its product is annotated as transcription factor S-II (TFIIS)and transcription factor S-II (TFIIS) central domain containing protein, putative. NCBI's taxonomy places the organism in Eukaryota, Apicomplexa, Aconoidasida, Piroplasmida, Babesiidae. The coding region runs from base 1 to 909 and encodes 302 amino acids. Gene Ontology annotation, molecular function: nucleic acid binding; zinc ion binding. Gene Ontology annotation, cellular component: nucleus. Gene Ontology annotation, biological process: DNA-templated transcription. The transcript is spliced from 2 exons. The record is from RefSeq and is a predicted model, not a curated record.
AUGGAGUACGGACAAGAGAUAUUGAAAAUCCGCCAGCGCAUUGAGGAGUUUGUGCCAAAUAUUUUAGACAAAGCUCCAAGCGAAGAAGAGGUAAAAGAGCUCCUAGGGCACCUGAGGAAGCUGGAGGAUGUGAAAGUCGACAGAACGCUGCUGCAGAACACUCGUAUAGGUGCAGCACUCACCAAACUUGCCAAAAGCCCGUCAAAGGAUAUAGACGUUUUGAAAGACACGGCCGUCAAACUCACCAGCAAAUGGAAGGACACACUACGUCAGCAGGGUUCAAGCAAAGAAAAUGCAGAUGAUGCUCCUCUAAAGAGGCAGAAGACCGAACCGGCUGACGGAAAUGCGGAUAGCCUGCCAAAGUAUCAGUAUCUGCUGCAUAACCAGGACAUACGUGACAAGGCACUUGUGUACAUUUUCAAUGCAUUCACAGCGGUUCCAGGUAGCGGUUACGACUACAAGAAGGUCAGCAAGCUUGCAUAUGACGUGGAGUGCGGUCUAUUUGACAAAUAUCUUGUCAAUCAAAGCAACCAAAAAGAGUACACACUUAAGCUCAAAUCCAUCGCCUUUAAUCUUAGGGACCCCAAAAACGCCACAUUCAGGAACAAAAUAUACAACGGAGAUAUAGACGCGAACAAAGUCGCUGCAAUGGAAUCUGCGGAGAUGGCUAGUGAUGAAAAAAAGAUGGAAAGAAUUAACAUCCUGCAGGAAUCGUUAGAGGCGUGCCAAUCUGACUGGGCUGUGAAAAAUAUCCUAAUGUCAAAAGACGGGAAGAAAAAGGGUCAAUUUAAGUGUUUCAAAUGCAAUUCGUCGGAGACUGUUUACCAUCAGCUGCAAACACGUUCCAGCGACGAACCGAUGACUACGUUCGUAACGUGUCUACAGUGCAAUAACCGAUGGAAAUUCUGA